GCCAUGUGUAAUUCCUUGAAAUGACAGAUAUUUGGAGUUAAGUUUAAACCUGAGUAACAAUCCUUCCUCGAGCAUGUCUAUAGCUGUGGGAACUAGCUCUCUUGGUUCUAUGGUAACUCCGGAAGCGCUGGAAAACGCCGCCAAAGAAGUUGAUCGGCAACUAGCUGCAGAUCGACAGUUUCCUGAGCUGUCGGAGCUGAUCAACGCUUCCCAGCAAAGUAAGUUUUUCCUUAAGUGGGUUCUUCCGGUCAGUUUUCUGAGUUUGCUCCUGUAAUAUGAAACCUAGCCAGACUGAAGUCGGGUCAAAGCUCAUACAGAACUUUGAUUGUAUCAAAAUUAAUUGGAACAUUUAAUUUGUACUUUGAUCUAACUUAAUUAAGCUUAUGAUCAUCAAUGAAAUGCUUUGCUGCAGAAUAAUGACUGUCCCUAUAAUGCAUAUACAUAUUCAACUAAAGCGACUGAAAGAAAGCUAACUUACUGAGCUCAUGGAAUUAUGAAUGUGACUGUGGAAACACUGGUAGUCAACAUGUGCAGUAGAACCCAAGAGAGGGAAAGGGAGGAAAAACUUAGGUCAAUAUUUGGUGGUUAGGUGUUGCUAGCCUUUCAGAACCCCCUACCUCAUUGUAGUCUAUGCUGUGACUAAUUUUGGACCCAAUCUUAGUUGCUUUUGAACCAAUGCAAUUUUUGCCACCUAUCCAGCUGCACAUGCCUAUAAGCCUGUAACUAGGAAGUACCCCUUGGGAAGUAAAACCUGCGUUCAGUACUGUUUCAGGAAUUUACCUACUGUGCUGUUAUGACCAGGUUUUUAAAUAAUUGCUAUACUCUUCAACUCCCAAGGUAUCAAUUGAAAUUCUCCCUAGCGACCUCUUUAUAUUUUGGUCUAGAUAAGUAUGGGAGAAUUUGGUGGUUCCUUGAGACAUUAUCCUUCAGUUAAUACUUUCUCUUGUAUAUUCUCAUCACUCUUUGCUGGGUAAUGUAUAUUGAUUGUAAGAAGAAAAUACAUGUUAGUCAUUUCCAGGAGUUGAAAGGCAAAAAACAAUUACUGAAUAUUUAAAAAUUAUUUUUACUGUCUUGGUAGUUCAGACAACCUUCAGUGGAAUAAAUGACUUUGAUUAUCCAUCAUUAUCAUCACCAUCUGUUGGCCUGGCUGGUUUGGAGCUGGUCAGUCUGCUUAAAAGAGUUCCCCUCCCGGCAGAGCUGAUGGAACAGUUUAAUUGUAUCCUCUCACUAUUUAUUUGUUGGUGUCUGUUGUUGUCUUAUUUGGAUGUUUAAAAGAGAAAUAAUGGAGUGAGUCUAGUCAUUCAAGUCGAACAAAUUGUCCAGUUGUGUAAGUCAAGCUGAUAAAUCAUUCAAUGGUGAACAUAUUGAAUCAAGAAUUUAUAUGUACAACUUGCCAAAAUUGUAAAGAAUGUGACAAUAAUGUUUUUGUUGUGCUAAAAGUCACCAUUUGUGAGUAUUUCCCACUCCAUCUGGCCUAGAUGUCUUUCUACCAUAGCUAACUUGACAGUUUUCUGGUAUCCAUUUAUACUCCUAUGUGGAGAGGGCCACUAUCAGAGACCCGUGUCUCUUGUCUAAGAACACGACACAAUGAUAUAGCUUAGGCUUGAACCAAGACCUUUUCAUCAAAAGUGUAGCUGCUGACCUCUUAGUGAUUACUUAUCACAGAUAUUCUUAAGAAGUAUUUAUUUUAAUUUGUUAGAAUACAAGAUGCUUCACUGCAAAAUCCUUGACUUAAACUACAUAGACAUGCAGUGUAAUUGUAUGAUGGGUCUCUUUCCUGAGAUAAGAAGAGCAUGGCUCACCAUUGAUAGUAAUAUUUAUGUUUGGAAUUAUGAAGAUGGGUAAGUGAAUUUUGAAAUGUGUUGAAUUUUUUUAAUUUUAAACAUUUUUCUUACUAGGAUAGUAUCAACUUUCCUAUGUUUCAAAUCAGUUACCUUAAUGGUAGACAAAACACAGCCAAAAUUAAACUACCAUAGUUGAAAAAAUUGGAAAAUCAAAGAAAAAAAUUUGGACUACAACAGAUAUGUGAUUUAUGUGCGUUUUUUACUUGGCUCAAAAUUUGCAUUGCUAUAUAGCUGAUCACUCACUGGUACAUCUAAAACAAAGCAAACAAAAAAAUUAGCUUUGAAUUUUGUGUGAUUUUGAUCUUCUGGUGCACACUUUGGCAUUAAGCAAUGAACCAUUUUACCAAAUGACUGAGGAGGCAUUUUUUGUUAUUGAAUGAAACUUCAUUACAAAAAAAUAAAUCACAUGUAAAUAUGAUUAUGUUCUUCUGUUUCAUUAUAGGAGUGAUUCUGCUUAUUUUGAUGGAUUGGAUGAAACUAUUUUGUGUGCAGGAUUAGUGAAAGCUAAGCCAGGUUUGUUUAAUCAUUGAAGCAACAAUAACAAUGCAUUUAUUUUUCAGAGGGUAUGUCUGGCCAUAUUAACCCUCUACACCCUAACCUCAGUAUGCAUUUUCUCCAAAUUGUUCUCCCUACAUUUUCCAAUGUGCUGACAAGAAUAAUUAAUUUAACAAUUAAGAGUGCCUUUAGUUGGUGAUCAUUUCUUGUAGUCUUGUGACCAUAGUGUUUGAUCCAGGGCUGAUAUUGUAAAGAGAAAUUAGUUGUGAGUCACUCUUAGAGGUCAAUGAUUUAAAAGCCGUUGACCCCUAAGGCUCCCAUAGCUUCCCUAUCACUGACAACCAGCCAGCUAACUGUUUUUUCUCUCUUCUUGAAAUCUUAUACAUCCCAUUGCAUAAUUAUUUUUAAAAUGUUUUGUAGAGAUCUUUAAAGAUGAAGUGAGAUACAUCUUGUGCCUUACAACUCCAGUUUAUAUUGUUCUUCUAGCUGUAACAUUUACAUCAAAGAAGUUAGGUAUGUCAAUUUCGUAACAAGAGUUGUAAAAUAAGCUCAAUUAUACGUCCAUUUUGAUUGGUUCUUAUUUAUGAUCUAUCAAAGGACAGAUGCUUAAAUGAGAUCACCAUGUACCAAAUUUUGCUUGUGUAUUGUAUGAAACAGAUAAAUUUCAUGUUACCCUGGGUCUGUACAGUAAUAGAUCACAGAAGACAUCAAAAUGCAGUCAGAAAAUCAGUGAUACAGUGGACUAUGCUUUUACACCUCUCCUUUGUUCUUGGCGCAUUGUGAUCUCAUCUGUUAUCUUUUGCAAAACAGGUGCCAGGUAACAUGAUGUCUAUCUGUUAAAUUGAUAUCACCUGGUUGAGCCCUUAGUUGUGAGUUUAUACCUGACUUUGUUUCACAUAAUUUUGAGACCUUUUCAGGAAGCAGAACAGGUAUUUGUUCCCUAAGAUUGCAUGAACUACUUCAAAUGCACUGUAUUUUCAACCUUUUUCAGGAAGCUUUAGCCAUGAUGAGUUUUCAGAGAUGCAUCUUCAUCCCAAUCCAGUGUUUUCUAUUCCUUCUGAUAAUGUUUACAUGACUUGUAUCACUGGAACUCAGUCAGGAAGAAUAUUUAUGGGUGGAAAAGAUGGCUGUGUUUAUGAAGUAGCUUAUCAGGUUAGUUAUCAAGUUACACAAGAUUCAAUUAGCUAUUCUUCCUUCUGACUGCUAUUAAUUUCCUCUUAACUUAGAGAGGAGAAUGUGGUCUGAUAUCAAACAGCAACCUUUAGCAGAUAAGCUUGUCUGUUCUCAUUACCUGAUUGCAAGAAAACAUUAGAAUUGCACAGAGGAACUGUGUGUUGACCUCUUCUGAGAAAAAAAGGGUGAACAGCAAAGCUUUAAAGUAUCAAGCACUAGAGUGGAUUGAUUUUUCUCAUCACUCUCUUAAAGUAAAUUUUUAGACAAGUUUUAGGAUACUUUUCCUAAUCCCAUAUUUUAUUUUGAAAGGAUGAGUCAUAGGUGUAAAUUGUUUCUUUACUCCUUACAGGCUGCUGCUGGUUGGUUGCCAUGGAGAAAUUGCCGGAAAAUAAAUCAUUCUUCAGGAACCUUAUCUUUCCUUGUUCCAUCAUUUUUAAGUUCUACUUUCAGUGGUGAAGGUGAGGAUAACAAAGUAUUGGUAACUUUGUACACAGUUUGCACACAACAAGUUACCUAUAAUUGGUCUGUUUCAGAUGCCAUUGCACAAUUAGCAGUUGACAAUACAAGAAACACACUUUAUGCACGGUCAGAAAAAGGAACUAUUCAGGUAUGUUUUUAUACAUUUAUUUAGUCAAUCAUAUUGAUUUUGUAAGUCUUCCUCUCAAUCUGUUUGUCUACCUCUCCUUGUACUUGAUUGGUUGUUUGCUGUGUCUGUCUGUUUUUCUCUGUGUCUGUCUAUCUUUGUGUCUCUCUAUCUGUCUAGCUUUCUAUCUGUCUGUCUCUCUGCUGGUUGUUUUGUCUCUCUGCAACCCUUAAAAGGCUCUUGUUUGCAUGAUUGUGACAUAUCAUGAGAGAGCAUUCCACUGCAAAAACUGUAUUAUCUAGUUGCUACACUUGCAAUAACCAAAUCAACUCAUUUCUGACAGGUGUUUGAUCUUGGUGCUGAUGGCCAAAGUAUGGACUAUGUUGCAUCAUUAACUCAGGACAAAAUCACACACAAAGCAGAGUCUGCUGCAAGGUAGAACAGUUUAGUUUUAGCAACUUUGUAGGGUUAUUGCAGGAAAAAUUACUCUGAAUAAUAAUUAAAGGAAGAUUUAUUACAAAUAACAUUCCCUAAGAGUGCUAUAUCUAGAUGUCGCAAGUUUUACCAGAUAUUCUUGUUGAAAUAAGUCAGACUAGUUGCUUAAAAUUGAUACCUUAUCACUAAACUGUCCCAAAUAUAUACACCUUUUUUUUUGUUUCUGUCUUUAACAUGUAUCACAUUAUAAAAAAAUGUCAAAACCUAUGAGAAGAUCCAUGGUUGAGUUGAGGUUAUUAAAGAGGUAGAUAGCAUAGUAAUGACAGGUUUGUUUUCAUUGAUUACAUCUUGUCUGUUUUCAGAACCAACGAUCGCAAUCUUUUUAAACCAAUUGUGCACAUUGCACCUAUAGCAAAGCAUGAAUCAAAAGGUGUUCAUUUGGUUGCAAUCACUCAUGCUGGUAAGCAUUAUAUUCAUGUUAACCCUUUCAUUCAGGAGUGACAAAAAAGGAAUUUUUCUUAUAUUAUCCAUACACUAGCAAGUAGAAAUUGGUGAAUUGAAAUUGAGAUUGGUGAAAGGAGUGCAUUGGGGUUGUUUGGAAUGAAGCUUAGAGUGACUUUUGAUGUAGCAUCAACUUCUCCCUGUGUUUCACAAGAGAAUUCAAGACAGUUUGAAAGGAGAGCCUAGCAGUUCACCAGAUGUCACUUUGGCCUCUUUUGACAUGCACCCCUUGAUUUACUGAUUUCAUAUCCUUUUAACAGCAAUUGCAUUUUCAUGGUUUAGUUUCCCAAGAAUUUUAUUCAGUAAAUGUUUUUGACUCAAGGGUAACCUAGAAUUCUUUUUUGUGAUUGUUCAAGUGAGAGUAGUGCUGAAAAGGACCAUUCUCAGUGUUGGUAACUGAUGUUUUACAACCCCCGAGCAGAACUUGUCAUCAUUAUCAUCUUGACUGAACUGAUGACUUCCACCCAGGUUGUUGAGAUGUCAGUUACCUUCACUGACAACUGUCCUUUUCAGGACUUUCCUUACCUAGUCAAUCAAAUUAUUUGCAUGGUUGAUAAGGGUAUUGUUUCAGUGUAUGUUCCUGUUUAUUAGGUGUGCGACUUUACUUUUCCACAACAAAUAUCAGAACACCACUGGAAAGACCAACCAAACUGCAACUUGUUCACAUAAGACUUCCACCAGGUUUUGCACCAUCUGCAACUUCACAGAAGCCUUCAAAAGUACAUGCAGCUUUUUACCGACAAGGUACAAUUACUACUUUGUAACUUGUAACAAGUAACAUUCAGAGCUCUAACACUUUGCAUUCUGAACGGUUUUUUUGUUUGGAUAUCACAAAUUUAGACAUGAACAGUUUGCUAGAUAAUUCAUGUUCAUAUCUUACUUAGAAUUAUUAAGGAUGAUAAAGACAAUUUAACCAUUAACCCAUUCCUCACCAUCAUUAAUAUGCACAUUCUCCAUGCUGGUCUCUAUUUCCUAAGAUGCUGACCGGGAGAAUUGUUUCAAAAUCAAGAAUUUCUAUUGUUUGUGAUCAUGUCCUUUAUUCUUGAACUGAUAUAAUGUUAAGAGAAAUUAGAUGCCAAUCACUCCAAGGGGUUGAGAGGUUAAAGCAGUUUUCCAAAGCUGAUGUUUCUGUUGUUUUUGUAAAUAAUUAUUACGUCUCCCAAAACCAAAUUUCAAAUAGCUGAUGAUGGAAAUUUUACCCUUUUGCUCUGAUGAAUAGCUCAUACAGUAGACAAAAAUUGUCUAAAUUUGCCAAUUAUUUCAAUCUUUCAAUAAGCAAAGGAGUAAAGUUUGCCAUCACAGUUAUUUUGGCAAAGGCUAACUCUUGACUCAUUAAUUGUGUUAGAAACUUAAAAAGUACAUAAAUUUAUCACCUGAUUUUCAAUUCUCUUAUUUUCUUUGUGGUUAUCUUCUGUUUUCUGAAUUUCUUUUGCUCAGGAAUCUCACUCAUGGCUGCUUCUCAAACUGAAGAUAUGGAUGUUCUUUGGGGAAUCAGUCCUGAUUCAUUUCCCUUUCAGACACCACUUAAAGAAAUGCAGGUAAUAAAUCUUAUAUAGCCCUGACAAUCAAGUAAUAAGUCUUAUAUUACCCUGACAAAUCAUGUGUGGCCUGUAUCAGGUAUAAUUAUUUUAUUAUCAGGCACAGGUAUAAUUUGUCAAUUAAUCAAAAAAUAUUAAAUGUUAUUUACAAGGAGAAUCACCAGUGACAGACUUUAUCAGUAUGAGUUAAUAGAUUACAGAUUAAUGUUGUAAGUUAAGAUGAUCGAAUGUCAGGUUAGAUUUUUUGACUGCCAUUACUGCUUCUAUUAGUUAACCCUGAGGUCCCUAUGACUAACAAGCAUCUUAUUUUUCUCACAAUGUCAUCCCUGAAUCAAAAAUUAUGGUCAUAAGAAUAGAGAAAUGAUCAUCAACUGAAGAAGUUCCUGAUUAUUAAACAAAGUCUCCUUGUCAGUACCUAAUGAAAUGUAUAGAGAACAGUAUGGAGAAUAUGCUUACUGAUGUUAGGGUGUAAAGGGUUAACAGUUUAUUACUAAGUUACUUUCAUUGAUGAUAUUUUUCAAGGUGACAGUGCCUAUGGAUGGACGAACUUGGUCUUUAAGUGAAGUUCCUGAAUUUGGAAAAAACAUGCUUAGUCAUUGUCCCAUUGUCAGAGACCAGAGGAUGGAGCCACCUGCUGUCGUCAGGCAGCAUGCAUCCCCUCGGAGAUCAUAUGUUGCUCUAAGUUCUCAGGUUAGAACAUGGUCUGCCAAUCUCUAUGUCCAUUGACAUUUUCCAUUAAAAUCUUCUGUUUCUCUUGCUGGCUGUCUUUCAAAUUUCUUUGGUUAAUUGUCACUAAUUGCAUCUUCCCUGCAAGGAAUCAUUUCAUGUCAUGCGUCUUCAUCAGGAAAUAACAGAGCACUUAGAGGUUUUAAAAAACACUCCGCUGUUAAUUCACACUGGCAAUACCCAGUUUAUUAAGUUACUCAGGUCUUAAGUUGUUGAUGUUCAAAGUUAACUCCACACACCCAAACAUGGGCCAAAGUUGAAGGUCAACCCUGCUUAUCUGAUUAAAAUUUGAUGUUACUUUGAUUCAACAGGGAAGUUAUCUGUUUACAACAUAUCGUCCAGUGGAACAGCUGCAACAGUUAUUGAUACAGAGUCAGGGUUUUGACUCUGACUCUGUACAUGCUUUUUUCAAAUGUUAUAAGGUUAGUUUACACAAAUAAAUAGUGAAUGGAAGGAUCAGGAAAAUGUUACCAUGCUUUUUUCUUAAAAAAGGUCUGUUAAAUGGACUCACCCCCUGAUAGAUCAUUUUGUAAUUUAUACAGGAAGACCAGGCUUGUGCAACAUGUCUUGUUAUAGCUUGCUCAACUCAGACUUCCCAACAACAAGUAAGUCUUGUUUCACAGUUUCACAAAUUAUACUUGAUUGUAAUUAACAUAAAUUGCUAAUUGUCACAACUUUAAUGUUGUGUUUGAUAUGCAUUUUAUGUUGGACAGCUUUAGGUUUAUGACUGUGUGAAGGGCGUUAAGUAAUGUGCAGAUCUGUUAAAAGAGACCAGAAACUGUUGGCAUUGCAAUUAACUUUGAGGAUUUUCAGACUGCCUUAUGUCAUUUUUACCUUUAUUCAAUCUUUUUUUCAUCCUUUUACAUUACCCUGUAUGUUUUACCACUCACAAUAAUCCAUAAUUUACUUUUAUCCUGUACAAUUGUUAAAUGUAAAUCUUGCAUUUAUUGUACAAAGAGGAAAAAAAUUAAAGAAAAAUAUUUUGUUACAAUCAGAUUGCUGAAUGGGCCACGAGAGCUUUCUUCAAAUAUGGAGAAUCAGUGUCACACCACCCCUCCCAAGCUGGUACACCCGGUAAUCCUGCUGAGCCAAGCAUCACCCAGGGAGGUAGCUAUGUAGCUUCCCCAGGAGUCAGACAAGGAUUCAACAGUCCAGGGGUUGUGACAUCAACACCUCACCCUGGUGGUGUGGGGCAGGCAGUGGUCAGAGCUGAGGUGAUAAGAUCCAGCAAAUAUGAUGGACUGUGCAUGUACUUUGCACGAAUCCUUGAGUAUGUAUUUUAUUUAUAUUUAAUUUUUGUUGGGUUUGCUUUCUCAAAUGUCUUCCUUGAUUCUGAUAUCACUUAUCUGAAACAAUUGCCUGUAUAUUUAUGUCAGUUGUUGCUCAGUUAUUCUUUGGAAAAUAUCCUCUUUAAAUGUUUUUCCAGUUUUAUUGUGAGGUCUUUUCCCCCCCCCCAAAAAAAAAAAAAAAAAUGAAAUAGUCACUAUAUAGUUUUCUUGAUGUCUCUUUUUCACAAUACUUAUGAGAAAUUUGUUUUUAACUCUCCCUUUUUAUUGAUAACAAUCCUGAGUUUUGGUUCUUCCAACUGUCUUACUUUAGAAUGGUUUGGGAUGCAAGAUUAGUGUUUGAAGAUUUCUUGGUUCCUCAUCUUUCAGAGCCUCAACAGGUGAGAAGAAUUCUAAAUGGAAUUUUUUUUUCUUAAGUUUUUACUAUUAGUAAAGUUGUUAACCUCAUUCCUUUUGGUAUUUGUCUUUUUGGUGAGAAAACUGCAAUUACUCAAGAUCAAGUAUUGAAGUAGUUAAACUCCAUUCUUGCCAAACAAACAAAUUGAUUAGAGCUAAUCAGGUUCUGUUGAAAAGUCAAGGAAUUUAUGAGAAAAAAAGUUAAGGUUAAAAUUUUAUUUAAUGCCAUUGGUUAAUGAUGAUAGCAUGCAGGGAAUAAGCAUCCCAUUUAACCCUUUAACUCUCAGAUCAAAUUUGUAAUUCUCCUUACUGUCAACCACACAAUUCUUAUAAAGUUAGUUCAGAGAAUGUAGUACUAGAUCAACUAAUUAUCCUCAAAUUGAUAUAUUUUCCUUUAUUCUCAUCACGUAUCUGGUUGAUAUUGUAUUGAUAUUGUAAGGAGAAGUUCUGUUUUAGUCAUUCAUUGGAGUUAAAGGGUUAAGAAUGGUUGUAGUGCUUCCAGGUUGACUUUUCACAGUAUUGCCAUACUUUGAUCUGGUAGUUAAAGUUGAUAGUUUCCUCAUUGUUUUGUUUUUUUUUUUGGCUUUUGGUUUGAUAUUUCAGCAUGUUCCAGUUUUACGGAGUGUGCUUAAUGUUGACCAACUUGGAUGGAUUUUGGGAAAACUACGACAGCUUCAAACAUGGAUGGAGCAGAAUUUCAGGUUCUUGCUUCCAGACAGGGAAGGGGGGUGAGAAUAUUUCUUUUUGUCCGUACCCUUUAUAUUCACAUAGUUCUUGUUAUGUGUGCUCUUGAGAGUGAAUUGUUCUUUGUAUUGAAGAAAUUUUCGUUUUUAAGAGGUUUAUUUUCUUAUCUUUCAGUUUUCCUGGAGUAACAAUGAGUGGUACGCAGCCAUUUCUCCAACAAACUCAUCCGGGUUAGUAGUUAGUUAAUCAGCUUUGUUUUGUACUCUUUGCCACAAAUAGUCACACCAUAAAAUAGGAUGUAUGUUCAGGAUGAAACUAAAACACAAAAUCCAAAUCUUACCAAUGUUUUCUUUUUUUUCUAAGAGCAAUUUUCAUUAAACCCUUCUACUCCUUGAAGUAUUUAACAUAUAACUUGUCCCUUCCAUAUCCGUACAUUAUCCAGCAAACUGGUUAUGAGAAUACUCAAACAUAGCAGGUAGAAGUUUUAUUCUUAUCCAACACCAAAUUCCUGUAACAAGUUUACAGGGAAAUGUGUAGCGGCGUGAGGGGAGAAUUAAUAAUCAGGUGUUGGGAGUUAAAGGGUUAACCCUUUAAUUCCCAUAAGUGACCAAGAAAGAAUUCUCCUUACAAUAUCAAAACAAUAUCAAGCAGACAAGUUAUGAGAAUAAAGAAAAAUAUCAGUUAGGGGAAUAUAAGAUGAUCCAAUACUAAAUCCUCCAAACUAACAUCACAAGAACUGUAUAGGAGAUAGUAAGGAGAAUUACUAAUGAGAUCUUGGGAGUUAAAGGGUUAAGUAUAUAGAGUUAACUAGGAUUUCUCUAGGUUUGCUCUACUCUGCUCUCUGUGAUUUGUCCACAUCAUUUUGUCACUCUGCAUCUCUACCAAUAAGUAUCUAAACAAACAACAGAUCAACUAUUGCAGUUUGGGUCACAGAGGUUUUCCUCACUUGAGGCUUCUUACUGUGUUCUUGUUGCCUCCUUGUGAUAUUUUCCUUUGCUGUGACAGAUUGAUUUGAUUACUUUAGUUUUUAGUUUCACUACUAGAACUGGAAUUAAAAUGUAACUUAUGUUUACAACUUUUCACAGGUUCAAAUGAAACAAUCAAUCCAGAGAAGAACUUUGUGAUAAAUUUUAAGUCACUUGUAGACCGGUCAGUGGAGACUCUCAGUCUGUGGCAAGUUCUUAAUGAACACAACAUUGAAGAUGUCAUACUUCAUCUUGAUACUGUAAGACAUUUUGUCUUUAAUUAUUUUUGUUAUUAAACUGAUUAAACAGUGAAUUUCUUAUAUUAGUGGGUUUAAAUGGAGGGGGAACAUUACAAUUUAAGCAAACCUUUGAAUUUAGCAGGCAGUAUAGCGAAGUAUGGCCUGAUAUAUUGACCAAUCAUAGCAUAUGUACAAACUGAGAGAUAUAAUUCUAGGAAAUAAUUUCUAAGCUUAGUUAUUUGAGCAACUCUGGUGUUUGUUAAGUCAUUGUUGCGUUUUAAUUUCAGACAAUAAGGGAUCGUUUAAAGCAUGUCAAGUUUAGAGACCUGGCAACUAAGGGGCAGGAGGUAACCAUGGCAAUUGUGUUUGUUCAAACAAAUUGAGUAAAGUUUAUGUAGACUUUGCUUUGCUCAGGAGGAACAUAUUAGGAAGUUAUUUAAGUAUUAAUGAUAAUUAUUUUCCUGGACAAUGCAAUGCAAUGCUCUUUCUUAUGCGCCAUUCCCCCCCCCCCCCCCCCUUUUGCCCUGUGUAUAGAUGCUGAAUUCAUCUUAACAGAUCAUGGAUGUAACUCUUAUCAGGGGCUAAAAUUCUGUUUGUUGGGUGUCUGCACAGUUGGCAAAUGGAUUUUAGAUUUGUUUUUGUCAUCAAACUUUUCAGAGAACUUCAUGAUUUUGACUGCAAGUUCACAUUUGGUUACUACAUGGGUAAGAAAUGUGCUUUUUUGUAAUUGAUGCAGCAGAAAACUAAUGUCACCUGUGUUUCCUGUAGAUCUGCAGUGCCCUCAUUGCAUCAUUGAUCAACUGUUAUCUGGAUGACGGCACCUCUACAGAUAUUAUCAGUGAGAAGUUGAGGGAGGUCUGUCCACAUUUAUUCAGCAAUGAUGAUGCAGUGUCUUCAAAGGUACAACUUUAUCAGGAUAAAAACAGACUGUAAAGCUUCUCUGAAAAUAUCAAAGGUUUUGAACCUAACUGAGGAGUCUUUGAAUACACUUUGCAACCACAUAUUUGUAGAGAGGUCAUUAUAGAGUGGAGAUUGCAAAGUUGUCUUGCUAAUUCCCAAAAUUCUCCAAAUAAAUUUCUAUACCUUGAGCUACUUUUUAUUCAAAGGUGGAGCAUAUUCUCUUUUUACUCUGCACUAUUCUUCUGCUAUCACAUUUCCUAACCCUGUACACCCUAAUAUCAAUAUCCAUCUUCUCCACCUUUUCUCCCUAAAUUUCCUAAGGCGCUUACAUGGAGAAUUUGUUUAAUUAUCAUGAUCAUCUUUAGUUGAUCAUCAUUUUCUUUAGUCAUGUGACCUUGUUAUGUGAUUCAGGGAUGACAAUGUAAUGAGAAAUUAGGUGCGAGUUACUCUUAAGAGAUCAAAGGGUAAUGAAAUCUCUGCCUAUUGAUGAAAGAUUUAGACUGAUCAGUUUGUAAAGUAAUGCUCUUAUUGAUUUUUUAAAUUCCCUUUUAGGCUGGUGAACUUUUAAUGCUGGCUAAACAAAGUAAAGACAAAGCAGAACAAGAAAGUAUUCUUAAAGAUGCUCUCCGUGUAAGUAGUGGCUUGCCCUUUAUUUAUGGCUACUGCAUUUGGCAAAAGAAUUGAAGCUUGAGACUAGACUUUUACUUUAAUUAAUAGGAGAAUGGCACUUACAUGCUUUGUCUCAAGUUUAACCUUGUCUAGAUUUCUUUUCAUAUGGUUCAAAACAAAUGGCAGAAUUCCUUGUUUCUGCUCUCCAUACAUUGUUAAAACUAAGCUUCUUGUGAUCAUGUUCAUGUAGAGAUACAAUAUAGCUCUCACCUUUGCUGUAACCUUAACCUUUAAACCCGAACAUCAAUAUCCAAAUUCUCCAUACUCUUCUCUAUACAUGUAAUAAGGUGCUGACGAGGAGACUUUUUAAACAAUUGAGAGCUUCUUUAGCUGGUGAUCAGUUUUCUUAUCCUCACAACCUUACUUUAUGAUUCAGGGGUUAUAUUGUUAGGAGAAAUUAGAUGCUAGUCACUCUUAGGAGUCAAAGGGUUAACUAAAGCAACAAAAUAGAAUGUAACAGGCAAUCUUUGAAACAUCCAGGUUAUGAAACCAUCUGGCAGGUUUUAAAGUUUUUUUUUUUUCAUUCUUCUUUUUUUUUUUUUUUUUGCUAGUGUUAUCGACAAGUGACCCAUCAGAUCAACCUGGAAUUGAUUUGUUCUUUGUUUGAAUCAGGUAAUAUAAUAUCUUCAAACUCGUUCAGUGAUAAUAAUUGAUUUACCGUCAGCCAAUUUGUUUUUAGGGUGGUAGGGGUGGCACAGUAGUGUAAGCACUCGUCUCUCACCACUGAUACCUGGGUAGAGUUUGUUGUUGGUUCUCACUGCGAGAAUUUUUCAAUAGUCUCUCCGCUUUUUACCCCUUAACAAAGACCAUCACUCUCAAUUUCGAUUUUUAACAGUGGACGAAAAGCCACAUCUUGGAAGUGCCACUGUUCAAUUUUGAUAACUUUAAAUAUUUAUUAAUUAUUUUUUGUUUGUUUUUAAAGUGAGAUUCUAUGAUGGAGUUGUGGAGUUAUCUUUGUAUGCUGCGCUAAAACGAGAUCCCCAGGGAAUGGCUUUACACUUCUACAGGAAUGGAGAGCCACAUGGUGAUAUGCAAGGACGGGAAGCGUUUAUUGCCAGGUAUUUUAUCCUAGUCUAUCUCUGCAACGUUUAACUGUUUCACAAGAAGUCACCUUAUCAGUUUUGGAGAAAGUCUGAUGACUUCGUGGGAACAAAAGUGAGCCCGCGAAUAGGCACGAACGUUUCUUGCCCGCGAGAAACUGAGUAUGAGGCCUUGAGCAACACGAGGCGGCGGGAGAUCUGCAAGGGGUCUGACACUGAUAAUUAGUGCCAGACCCCUCUAACCUCUUCCCGACUCGUCUCAAAUCUUCCCGCGUGUUGAGAAAUGCUCGUCUUGCAGAGCUAAUAAUAGGAACCAGUUCGGAGGGUAGAACACAGUCUCCACUCUUCCCUUCCUUCUCCGCUCAGGACCGUAGAUCGUCAUUGGUAAAAACAAAACUGAAGACAUAAACGUAACUGUUGUUUAUAAAUAUUCCCUUUGUUUUUCAACUAUUAUGUUGGACAAGUCUUUCUUUUUCUAGACAACAGUGCUACAAGUGCAUUCUGGACUGUCUCCAACGUCUUCUUGUCAUCAAAACAACUCCUUCUCAAUCACCCGGACUACCCUCACGACCAGGGCCUCCUCCGGCCCCAGACCCCAGUGCUCUGACACCGCAUGAUGCUGAAAAGCAUGUAAGUUCUUAUGAAAAAAAAAGUCUGCUUUCUGUCAGGUUUGUAGGCAGCGCUUGAUUUCCAGACUUAAUCUUUUUCCUAGAUGGAAGAUGUGUUAUCAUCUUCAUUGUCUUACGGGGAUGAAUUAUGGCAUGUUGUUUUGUAUCAAUGGUUGAUUGACAAUGGACUGACUGAAAGGCUGUUGGAGGUAAGUUCUAUUUUCGUGAACCUUCUCAUCAUUCCAAGAGUCCUUGCAUUUUCUUUAUUCCUCAACCAUUCUCCAUUUGUUUCACGGGAAAAGUCGGACACCAAGUCGUAAUCGGUUUAGUUUUGUAUCUAAUUGGGUCAACAGGUGGCGCGAGUUUAUAAACCAAUCACAGGGCAGUGAAGGAGAACAGAAGCCGUCUAGUAUUUCUGUUGGAUCUCGGUUGAUAUUUUCUGUGCCAUCAUAUUUUUGAUUUGUUUUGUUUUUUGAUCGACUUAUUCCUUUAUUCUUCAAAUGAAGAUCAAAUCUCCGCACUUGGAGGUGUUUCUGAGGCGAUCAUCGUCACAGGAUCAGCCAAAUGAAUUAAAGAUGUUGGACUUGUUGUGGAAACAUUAUGAAAAAACAAAGAAUUACUCUGCUGCUGCAAGAAUCCUUUCUAAACUCUCUGAAAAACAAAGGUAAUUAUUAUUUCAAUUUCAAUACCUUUAGAACUCGGGUUAAGGUUUCCCUAAUGGACCUCGCAGCCGUUAAAACUUUGACAUUCUGAGCUAAUACCAACAUAUUUCGCCCUCCUCUGCCCCGCCCCAUUCUUCCCUUCCCUUUUUAUCCCCCCUUUCAGCGUGUUUUAUUGAAAAAAUGCAGAAAUUGUUCGUUCCACACUGCUGUGGGCGGGAAUGGGCAGAAGUUAUGGAUAUUAACACUUUUCAACCUUUGUGAUCAAGGUUGUAGGUCUCAGGCCUCGUUCUGGUGACUUGCAUCUUCAGUGCUUCUGUCAAGAGCAGCAAUAAAUUUUGGUUAAAUCCGCACCGCUCUACAAUAACAUACCUUACACACUUAGUUCCCCUCACUCCUCCUCUUCUCACUGUCCUGAAAGUCAUCAGUGUUAUUUUGGUUAUAUUUCAGUCCUGGUGUAACACUAGAGUUAAGAUUAGAAUACCUGGCUCGUGCCAUUAUGAGCGCCAAGAGCUGUAAUUUACGAACCGCCGGGAGUGGCGACGGGGAAUUCUUACACGGGUUAGAAGAGAAGCUGGAAGUUGCCCGCAUCCAGAUGCAAGUCUAUCAAGCUCUUGUAAGAAUUAACUCUGCUAAUCCAUCCAGGCGGAUAGACCAAGCUUUGAUUGGAUUGAAUUCUCAGCUCUUUGAUGUCACCAAAGUAAGGGCCUUUUAAUUUCCUUCACUAAAUGACUUACAUGAAUCUUUCCCUUCCUAUAUCGAUACAUUAUCCAGAAAGAGGCGGUUGUUGUUUUUUGUCAUAUCACUGGGAAGUGUGCUGUUUCCUCUUUUCCUCUCAUUUCCCUUUCGUUCAGAUUCCCCGCCUUACCGACGCCCUCCUUUCCUUCUACAAUGAAGCAUGUUUUCGUAAUUUUAAGUAAUAUGACCCCAUCGUUCGUUCUUCUGCACUCUCUGAUUUUCAUUUCUUCACCCUUUAUGGUCUCCUACGACUUGGUUUUGCCCUCAUUAGAUAAUAGUUUUGUUGUUUAAUGGCGUAUACCCUAGCCUGUUGUAAAAGACAUUCAUCACUUUUCGCUGUUACCGUAUUUACUCGUGUAUAAGUCGACCUUUUAUGACCAAACGAUCAGCCCAAAAAAUCACCCUCGACUUGUACACAAAGACCCGAUUUGAGCAAUCCAAGAAAUUAGCAUAAAAUUCGCCUCAAGUCCGUUAGGUAGACCGAGUUUAUAAAACUAGUUCUAGUUGUGUAAGAGUUUCGUCACUUUUUAGCACAUUCUUCCUCAACAAAAAUGUUUGAAAUAAUAAAUUUUAAGUGGCUUAACAAAAAGCUACUGGAGCUGAUUUCUAUCGUGUCUUCGGACUGUGGAGCAGACAUUUUUGCCUCCAGCUUCGCUGCUGUUAACGGUGCUGAACUUUCGUUUUCAUCGAACGAUUUCAGUGGCUUGGUGACCUGGCUCGCGUGGUCUUGUAUGUUACGCGCGAUCCUUCGAAGUUCUUCGGUUCUCCUUCGGUCUAAUUAAUCUCCCUUCAAAGUCAGCAUUAAAAUAAAGGCUGUUUAAAUGCAAGAAGGUUUCAUUUUCACUGUGAUUCACAAAAUAUGGUAAAAUACUUCUUCAGUAAAUCGAAGUGCUCGUAGAUGCCUAAAUCGAGGUGAUAUCAACAAGUGCCAAUAAACUUUACAGCACACGGUUACAUUUUGCUCUUAAUUUUUUUUAAUUCCCCGUGUUUUCAAUACAUUCUCGGAAAUAAGAGAUUAACUUCGACUAGAAAUGAUGAAAAAUCUGAUUUUUGACCUUGAAAGUCAGGGGUCGACUUAUACACGGGUAAAUACGGUAGUCUGAAGUGCUACUUGUGUGAUUUUUUCGGUGUUUUCGUGGAAUGGCAGUUUUGCAGAUGAGUUCAGACUAACUUGACUAUAAUCAUCCUCAGCUGUACGGAGAUUUUGCUGAUGAGUUUGAUCUGUCUGAGUGUAAACUCGCCAUCGUUCACUGUGCUGGACAUUACGACCCAACCUUGAUCGAGACGCUCUGGAGGGACAUCAUAGAAGCCGGUUAGUGAUUUUCGUGUUAAGUUACUAAGUUGCACGACAAGGCUCUCAAACGUAUCACAAUGUCUUGUUUGAAAACAGCAGGGUACUCAAAACCUAAAUGACUAUCGAGAAAGUGGUGAAUUUUCCCAGAAAAUGCUCUCUGGCAGGACUUGUAACACUUCUACGUUUAUUUUCUUCAACAGAGCUCCGUGACUCACUUCAGAAUCCACCUAGUGAUCGCAUGGCAAUUGUCAGUAAAAAGAUUGCUUACUUAGGAAAGGUUUAUGUCCAUUCUGAGCGGUACUUUCCAUUGGGUAAGUCAUUACGUUACGGCCAGUGCAUGACCAUUCGUGACUGUUCAUAGCCAUGCCCGCUGUGCAUGACCGUCAUGGCUUGAAUCACGCACGAAUUUUUACUCAAUAAUGUUGCUCUGUGCCUUUCAGGGGCAAUAAUCCUUAUGCUGGAAAAGAAGAGCGCCGAGUUGGUCUGGGACCCAACCUGGGUGUUUAUGACUAUGUUAGAGAUGGGUAUUCCAUUCCCCGUGUUACACGCCAUUUAUGACAAACUGUUCAAAGCCAAGGUAAGUCAAAAUAUCACUAACACUGUAGCUUAGAGAUGAUUUCUUGGGACAAAUUUAUCAGCGACUGUAUUUGGAAUCUGCUAUACAUUAUGAUCCCAGAAUAUGGCCCAUCCAGCUUCUUGUAGCUCGUGGGAAACUCGUACUUUUUUUUUACCUGUCCCACGUUCAUAAAACAUGAAGGGUUAGUUAUUUAGAAGUUUGGUAUGAGGGAGGGGAGGGAAGGGUGCGCAUUGGAUGAGGAGAAAAAAAUUUGAAAGGGUAAAUUAUUGUUAACUUUUAGUUAUGUUUUCGUUUGUCUAUGUUUUGAAGGAUCAGUGUUGGCGAACGCAAGACAAGCCUCUUCACAUCCUUGAAGUUAUAUAUCAUUUGUUUAUGAAAUUUGUAAACACGCCCACCAUUUCUCCCCCUCACGAGAGGUAAGGGCAACCUUUUCAUUUGCCUCCAUGUACUGGUUUAUACAUGUUUCCCAGGCCCUUCGCCAUAUUUUAGUUUACCCUGAAGUGUCAUUUUCUGACUUUUACUUUCAGACGAAAAAUAGCAAUUGCACUGUAUGACGCAUGCGCCACGUAUCUGGUGGAACUACAAUCCAGUCUGUCACGUGACCCAAGUGUGCAAAACACGCUGGACAAAUUUCAAGGAUUGCAGAAGUGUCUAAAGCGUCUUUUGCACUGAAUGACGUUAAGUCGACCGGAAAUCGUGCAGAUUUAUUUUUAAAUCUUGGCCAAGUUCUUUCAAACAGCUGUGACAGAGAGUCUUCAAGCCUGUUUCUGGGUAGUAUUUAGGCUUACAAGCUAUUUUUAAAUCAUCAGUAUGUUGUAAAUAAAAGUUUAGGUGAAGUCUUCGUAAUGAACUUCUUUUAUGUGCAAUUUUGUCAUGUG
Molecule: messenger RNA, 18228 nt
Organism: Pocillopora meandrina
Lineage: Eukaryota; Metazoa; Cnidaria; Anthozoa; Scleractinia; Pocilloporidae
Source: the annotation of a GenBank genome assembly